This is a messenger RNA of Sebastes umbrosus (honeycomb rockfish), 4830 nucleotides long. It is a transcript of the gene pik3ap1, whose product is annotated as phosphoinositide-3-kinase adaptor protein 1. The transcript is spliced from 17 exons. Lineage: Eukaryota; Metazoa; Chordata; Actinopteri; Perciformes; Sebastidae. The record is from RefSeq and is a predicted model, not a curated record. Gene Ontology annotation, molecular function: signaling receptor binding; phosphatidylinositol 3-kinase regulatory subunit binding. The coding region runs from base 398 to 3007 and encodes 869 amino acids. Gene Ontology annotation, cellular component: cytosol.
UACAUCAACGUCUCAAAGUUCAACCCAGUAACUCAGCUGGCUGCCCCUUUUUAUUUAUUAAACCCUUCUUUUGAAUUCUUUCACUUUUGCCGUGAAUAUCUACAAAUGACUAAUGACAAACAGCAAUGUGUAAUCGCAGACAUGUUGCACGACAUGACACCGCUGCGGUGCAUUUUCUCACUUCUUCAACUGUUUCAGGAAGUGGGGCAGUGUCACCAAAAUCAGGAAACUGAGUGUUGCUAUUUAUACAACUGAGCAAAGGGCUACAGCUGGUGAAAGCUAAUGUAGUCUCAGUUGAAGAGGAAUUGAGCUUCGGUAAACUUGAGAAACCAAAAGGAUAUACGGUGGAUUUGAGCAAAUGAUGUUUCUUGUUGGGUGAUUUUGAGGCUUCACGACCAUGGAGGAACCCGUCUCAAGUGUUAAAUCAGCUAAAUCUGAAUCACAUUCAGUACACGAGACGUUGAUUCUGCACUCAGCCGAGGCGCAGGAAUGGGCAUCAUAUUUGCAUCAGAUCUUGAAAUCCUCCAGAAAAUUCCGCAAAAGGUCUAUUUUGAUGUACGCGGUCGAGCCAGCCGAUCAGCUCCACGGAUAUGACUUUGAACGUUUCCAGAGCUGCAGGUGCGUUGUGCUGCUCCUCACGGGAGUGAUCCUGGAAAUGCUCAGUGACCCCGAACUGCAGGGAUCGCUUCAGAGACUCCUUCAUCCUCCACACAGAGUGGUGGCGCUGCUGUGCGGCGUGUCAGAGGAUGACGUGCCGACUGAGUGCUUCGAAGACUGGCCGAGAUGGAGAAAGCUCUACGCUGACGACGACCCUGCUCUCUACGUUUCCACCAUUUUGGAGUCCAUUGCUGACAGCAGACAAGUGGAGGCUGAAUAUAAGAGAGAAGCUGUAGCUGCAGCAGAGUUGCACAUGACAGCAGCCUCUCCAACUGAAAGUCCCACCACUGAUGAAACAGAGGAAUUGGUGUCAGCAGAGCAACAAGAAACUGUCCUGGAGGAUGAAGAAGCGGUGAGCGCGGGGAAUUCAGCAAGUGAGGAACUUAGUACGCCCACGCACCUCACCUGUCUCACCGUUCAACCAAACAGAGUUCUGUGUGGGGAACGGGAGAGACUUUUUAUCAUUUUCACACAUAGUACACAAGUAGACGAUCAGUCGGCACCAGUGGUGGAGUUUUCAUCUGAAAAUGUAGAUGCAAAAAGAGUCCCAGGCACUGUGGAGAAUGAAUACACUAUAAGUGUUAUUACACCUGAUAUGCCUGCUGGAGUGGUAUCACUCACCAUGUACACUGACCAGCACUCUGUCAGCUUGAGGCCUGUUACAUUUUAUACCAACAUGGGAGAAGUCAGUCGGUGUCUUGAAAAGGCUGCUGAUCCUGUUAACUUCAUCUGCCAGGCCUUCAGCUUGACGUCCAAUGCGACUGAAUCACUGGACAAAAUGCUAACUGACUCGUUAAAAUCCAGACUGCCUGCAACUAGUCUUCAGCUGUUUGGAAUCAGACAGAUUGAAGAAGACAAUAUGGCGGCAUAUCAGCGUAGUGAGGAGCUUCCCACGCUGCUCCACUUUGCUGCUAAGUACGGCCUGAAGAAGCUGACCACCAUUCUCCUUCAGUGUCCCGGGGCUCUGCAGGCUUACAGCGUGAUGAACAAGUCUGGAGACUACCCAAACACGCUGGCAGAGAAGAGUGGCUUCUCUGAUCUCAGACAGUUCAUGGAUGAAUUUGUUGAGACAGCAGACAUGCUCAAGUCUCACAUUGAGGGCUCCAUCAACACAGAGGAGAGUGCAGAGGUGUAUGAGAUGAUGUCAGCUUCCUCUCAAGACAUCAUGAUGAAGUACUCGGGAUGCUCAGAGGACAUAUAUGAGUCAAUGCUGGGGAUUGACCCUGAAUGUGCAGAGGACCUAUAUGAGUCGAUGAAUGCUGUAGACGAGAACCCAGAGGAAGUUAUGCUUAGGAAGUUCUUCCAAGCAAAACCACACGCCAGUGAAGACCCGGACAACAAUGACCACCCUAAAAGUGAGGAAGAGGAAAAGAACAAUCAUAGUGACUUAGAUCUAAUUGAAGAAGAGGAGGAUCCAUACAACCUCUGCCCAGAGGAUAUCUAUGAUACCGUGGAUGAAAACGGCAUCUAUAAAUCAGAAAUCCUGAAUCGUCCACCAGCCCCCAUCCCCAGACCAGAGUCCGUAUCUGAGCCUGAAAGGCCUGAAAGGCCUGAGACCUACAUCUCUAGAGUAUUUUCAGAUAAAGCACCAUCCCAGAGUGAAACGAUGGACGUAGGAUAUCUUGCAGUUCGGCCUGUGUCGGACCCCCCCUCUCCUUCUUAUGACCCCUACGCUGGGAUGAAGACACCUGGACAGAGACAGCUCAUAUCUCUGCAGGAGAGGGUGAAGGUGGGGGAAAUUACUGUGGAAGAGGCCGUCCAAGAGUUCAAAGCCUGGCAGUUUGACCAUGAGCGGAGGUCCAGCUCCAUACGUUAUCAGCAGGAAAAUCUGAAGAGAUUACGAGACAGCAUCACCAGACGUCACAAAGAGAGAGAGAAGUCAGGAAAGCAUGAUUUUGAGAUAAGUGCUCCGCUGCAGAGGAACUUGUACUGGGGCUCCAGUGUGACGUUAGAGUGUUCAGUGUACGAGUCGGCGCCCAGAGUGACGGCUCCUCCUGUUCCUCCUCCUCCAGUGCCUCAGGUCAUCCAGAGAGGCGGCUGGAAGACAGGCAGCACCUCCAGCACAUCUAGUACUGAGAGCAACAGACUCAGCACCUUCAGCUACAGUAGCGGGACAGAGCCUGACUUUGAGGACUCGAUAGAAAAUGUCCCUCCUCCGCCACGACCUCCACGGCCUGAAGCUGCAUCCCUCACCGCUGCACCCAGGAUUCCUCCACGGAUCCCAGAAAGUAGGGUGCCAGAUAAGAUGCUGCAAGAGCGCUACAUAUCCUGCCCAACUCGAGCACUUCCUCAAAGACCUACUCAGAGGACCACAAACUCAGCACCUCCAGUACCCCGCCGCCUGCGGUGAUCCACACGUCUACUUUUUGCUGGGUUUAGUUUCCAAAGUUACGAGUAAGAGGGAUGGAGGAGUUGAAAAGACAGUGUGUUCCUCUGUAAGCAACCAUCAGCAUUUAUGAAUACAUCCAGAGAGAGUUUUUUGUUUUGUGUUUUUUUGCUUUUAUUAAUUGUAUGUAUCAGUAUCCCUAAUAAUAAUAUUUCAUUGUGUGUGUGUGUCUGUGUGUGGGUGAGUGAGUGUAUAUGUUGUGGCAUGUUUGAACUGUAAUAACCCUGGAACAUGAUUUUACUGUGGCAAUUGUAAAGUAUAAUAACAAAACAUAUUAUGGUAUUUUAAUUAUUUUCGUUCUGGGUGUUAAGUUUAAUGUGUUGGGGGGGGAGGGGAUAUUUGUUUUUUAAUUGAAAUCUUAAUUAUGAUAUUUAAACAGUUCACCAGAGAGAUUCCUUUUCAUAAGUAUGCUUGUACUUAAUUGCAAGUUGUUUAUUGCAUUAUAUUGUACUUAUUUUACCUCAUAUAUCGAUAUUUGCAUGUUUCUUAAACGUGAAGAAUUCAUGCAUGGAUGAUCAAAUAACCUUUAGGAAGUUAGUUUUGUUGUACAUCAGACUUUAUGUUACUUUUGAAUUUCAUAAUGAAAUAUAAAAAUAUGUGCCUUUUAUACACUUAAAUGUGUUCUUAUUUUAAUUGGCUCCUUUACAAGCAAUUUAUUUCUUGUGCAAUAUAAGGUUUGGUCACUUGAUGGCGCUCCAUAUUCUCUGUUUGGAUUCCAAUAACAUUUUUUUCCAUGUAUGUGGAAACUUUUUCCAAGGAAAUUUUUUUAAGCAAGCAGCAGUUUAAUGAAAUUACAAAUGACUUCACUGUAUUGAAUAUAAAUUAAUCCUGACCCCCAAAACUGUCUCCUGUAAAGUUCUGGAAGGAGAGAGACAUGUACAAAGUCUGAGAGAGUGUAGCCAGACAAGAUUUCUGGUCAAAACUUUCAAAGUAAAAUCAUUACUGAUAAAUACACAGCAACAAAUUGAAAGAAUGUUUUAAUUAUUAUUUUAUCAUUCACUGCAUUUAUUUGUGGCUUACAACCCUAUGCUUAUGUUUGGUGUAAAAGGUGUUAAAUCAUGUAUUUAUGAAUGAAUGAAAAAACAAGAUAAUGUCUGUCUUUAUUCAAUAUUACAGUUUUCCAGAUGGUGUGUUUUUUUUUGUUUUUGUUUUUAAAUGAAUAAGAUGACUAUGCAUUGACUGCUUUAGGUGAAAAGGUGGAAGCUUUCAUACGCAUGUAACGGCUCUUUGUUUCUUUGUAUUCUUUGGCAACCAAAAGUGUGUUUCCAGUGACCUGUGUCUUCUAAAAUGUGACAGAGGUCAUCAUCAUUACUCCUCUGAAUGUUACAUGUUCUUAACUGACAAGAAUUUAUGAAGCAAAAAAAUACUCCAUAGCAAGUUAAUAUUCAUCAGUGGAGGCAUUUUAAUCAUGAGGAAUUGAAGCAUGACUAGGACCUGCACUGAAUUAAAUCUCAUUUAAUAUAGAUAUUUCUGUCAGGCGUAUUUGUUGCUUAAUAUUGUACAAAUGAAAUCCUGCAAAAUCUUUCAACAUGGUCGAUAUUCAGUUUAGUAGGCUGUAUUUUGAUGCAUCCGUUAAGACCCAGACUGGCAAAUACAUUGAAGUAUUUUAACCAAAGCCAAAAGCAUGUGUUUUGGAAAUCUAAAAAAAAACAUGUAUUUGCUUUAAGCUGUGCUUAUCAAUAUUUUUUUGUAAUGGUUAGAGGUGUCAUUCAUUUUGAUAAACCCUUGGAGAAUUAUCUCCAGGCUGUUGUUUAUAAUCCUGUUGUGAGUUCCAUUGUGUAAAUAAA